ACUGUUUGAAGGUCACAUCAAUACAAACCUUCCCCAUGCGUGUGUGUACGUAUAUACGUUCGUCUAACGCUACGCCUUCAUUAAUCAACGCUAGGCAACUAACGCGUAUUCCGGACAGCUUGCCGCUGGUUAGUUCUGGACAACGCGUUUGGCCGAACGGACAUAUUCAACAGCUUUCGAAAUAAGUCAAUUACUUUUAGGUGACGAACAGCAGCAGAAGCAGCAACGUUAGUACGAUGGCGUUCGAUUUGGUGACGAUGACGGCCAUUGCCGCAAUUCUGGCCUUGCUAUACUACUACGUCCGUAGCCGGUAUCGCUACUUUCUGGACAAACCGUACCCACACCUGAAGCCUACCUUCCCGUUCGGUAGUUCCGGUCCUAUUAUGUUACGCCAGCGGGACAUGAUCGAGCACGUCGAGAUAGUGUACAAUAUACAUCCCGAUGCGAAAGUGGUCGGUGCGUACGACUUCCUUACCCCGAACCUGAUGCUGCGCGAUCCGGAAUGUGUGAAACAGAUUGGAGUAAAGGAUUUUGACUACUUCACCGAUCACACGCCGUUCGUGCCGAAUGAACACGAUAUCAUGCAGUCGGACAACAUGUUCCUCAACUCGCUGUUCAUGCUGCGUGGCCAGAAGUGGCGCGAUAUGAGGGCCACGCUUAGUCCCGCAUUUACCGGCAGCAAGAUGCGCCAGAUGUUCGAGCUAAUGUCAGAGAGUUGCCAGGGUAUGGUGCAGCAUCUUCUGGAUGAAGCGCGGGCAGACGAAUCCAAGCAGGUGCACGAGAUGAAGGAUAUCUUUACCCGGUUGGCCAACGAUGUGAUCGCAUCGAUUGCGUUUGGCAUUAAGGUGAAUUCGUUUUCCGAGCGAGAAAAUGAUUUCUACAAGCGUGGAAAGAAGCUGCUGGACUUUACCUCGUUCUGGCCAUCCAUCCGUUUUAUGCUGUUCAUAAUGAUGCCACGGGUAAUGCUAAAGCUAAACAUCGAGCUGAUGGAUAAGGAGAUGUGCCAACAUUUCCACGCUAUGAUUAUGGACAAUAUGAAGGUGCGCGAGGAAAAGGGCAUCGUGCGGAACGACAUGAUCAACAUUUUGAUGCAGGUGAAGCGAGGUAUGCUGAGCCAUCAGCGGGACGAACCGGACGUGAAGGAUGCGGGCUUUGCGACGGUGCACGAAUCAGCCGUUGGUAAGAAGGCGAUCACACGCGAAUGGUCCGAGAAGGAGCUAGUAGCGCAGUGCUUCCUGUUUUUCCUCGCCGGCUUCGACACUAUCUCGACCGCACUCGGAUUUCUGGCGUACGAGCUGAUGCUACACCCGGAGGUACAGGACCGGCUUUACGAGGAGAUCAUCGGGGUGGACGAGAAGCUCAAUGGUAAACCGUUGAACUAUGAAGCCGUGCAGGGUAUGCGCUACAUGGACAUGGUUGUGUCCGAAUCGUUGCGUCUCUGGCCGCCAGCACCGAUGGUCGAUCGGUACUGCAACCGGGACUACACCUUCGACGAUGGCGAAGGAUUGCGGUUCAAACUCGAAAAAGGUGUCACCGUCAUGAUACCGGUGGCGGGUUUACAUAGCGAUCCGAAGUACUUCCCCGACCCGAAGCGAUUCGAUCCGGAGCGCUUUAAUGAGGAAAAUCGUCACAAAAUCAACCCGGGAGCGUAUCUUCCAUUUGGAGUUGGGCCACGGAAUUGCAUCGGAUCCCGGUUUGCUCUAAUGGAGGUUAAGUCAGUUAUUUUUUACUUGCUGAAGAACUUUACAUUCGAACGUUCCGAUAAAACGCAGGUGCCACUAAAGCUGAAGCAUAGUCCGGCUGUGCUGGCAGCCGAAAAGGGCAUCUGGAUUCGUUUUAAGCCGCGUAAGCUUAGUAACUAAGGGAAUCCAAUGUGCAGCAUAAUCGAACAAAGCACCUUGAAUAAAAUUCAAUCAUGAAAACUAA
Messenger RNA from Anopheles funestus (African malaria mosquito), 1926 nucleotides. RefSeq names its product probable cytochrome P450 9f2. The coding region runs from base 237 to 1862 and encodes 541 amino acids. Gene Ontology annotation, molecular function: heme binding; oxidoreductase activity, acting on paired donors, with incorporation or reduction of molecular oxygen; iron ion binding. The record is from RefSeq and is a predicted model, not a curated record. The transcript has 3 exons. Lineage: Eukaryota; Metazoa; Arthropoda; Insecta; Diptera; Culicidae.